GCGGAGUCUGCUGCCACCGCCUCCAGGAAGAGGCGCCUGGAGGCCAAGGAGGCGGUCAAGGCGCAGAAGGUGGCGGCGUACAACCGCGCCAUAUCUGGCUCGGCGGGCGCCGCGAACGCGGCGGCCGAUGCGGAGAAGGAGGCCGAGGUGGCCAAGAUGCAGGCGGAGGUGCGGGCCGCGCAGGCGGAGGCGGCCAAGGCCGCGGCCGCGGAGCGGGCUGCCGAGCGGGCCAAGCGCGCCGCGGAGCAGGAGGAGGCUGGCGAGGGCCUGGACGCUGCGGAGGCCUUCUUCGCCGCGCGCCGGGCGAAGCAGGCGAAGACCGAGGAGUCCAGCGGCUCGGGCCUGGACGCGGCGGAGGCGUUCUUCGCC
Prorocentrum cordatum is the source of this 369-nucleotide messenger RNA. NCBI's taxonomy places the organism in Eukaryota, Dinophyceae, Prorocentrales, Prorocentraceae. The record is from the annotation of a GenBank genome assembly.